AUGAAUAAGAGAGGUCCUACGGGACUACCUACCAAACCAUAUAUGCCUGGGUCAGGUCCAGGUCCUGCUCCUCCUCUUCCCAAUGGUCCUCCUCCUGCUCACGCUCAACAGUUCCAACAACAGGGCGGCCAAGUGGUAGAUCAAGCUGCUCAUGCAGCUGCAUGGGCGGCAUACUAUCAGGCUCAAGGUGUAAAUCCUGCGGCUACCUAUUCAGCAGGACCUCAACCUGCUCCCAUGGCCAAUGCUCCUGUUGCAACGGCAUCCAACCCAUAUGCCAACUAUGGGUAUGGUGCGGGUGCUACUCAUUCCAACACUUAUCAAACUGCAGCGCAACAAGCAGUAGCGGGACCUAGUCAACCUUCCUAUCGACCACCACCAAAUAUCCAACCUUACGCAGCCGCUACCGCUCAACCUCCAUUAGGAUACGGGCAACCACAACAACCUGCACAAUACGGCCAACAACAACAAUUGUACAGCCCAAAUCCUCCAGUAGGAGUAGCGGGGUUUCAAACUCCACACCCUCAAGCUCCUGUUCAAGGUCAAGGCAGACCACCGUAUCAACAACAAGCAGGAUAUGGGUGGGGUGCUCAACAAUCUUCUGCCGGACCUGGACAAGGAUAUAGACCACCUCCGACUGGACCAAUCGCCCAGCAACCACCUCAAGUAGGCGUAUAUAAUCAACAAGCAACUCCAUAUUAUCCGCAACAGCAACAGCAACAGCAACAGCAACCACAGCAACAGCAACCUUUUGUAGGUGGUAAUCAGCCUUAUCGACCUCCCGCAACGCCUCAACCUCAUUCCCCUUAUCGACCACCCGGGAUCAACCAACAUCGACCACCACGACCACCCAUGUCAACGCCUCCAGGUGGAUUCCCUCCAGCUAAAAGACCAAGAUUUGAUGGACCGGGUGGAAUUGGUGGAGCAGGUGGCGUAGGUGGUAAUGUUAGACCACCUAGUGGUCCUAUGCAGAAUUCAAUAAAUAGACCUCCUUCAGCUCCCGCAGCUUUCAACGCUGGUGUAAACGGUGGUCAACCUGGGUUCAAUGCUUCUCGUGGUGGUUUAAACGGUGGUGUAGGCAGAGGUGGUGCUCCGAUCCCAGCUUCUAGACCUCCGAUUCAUCUAGGCGGAGGUGGCCCUCCUCCCUUUGGAAUCGGUUUACCUAGAGGUGGAGCUGCUCUAAGAGGUGGUCUAGCUGCCAGAGGCGCAAGAGGUGGUGGAGGUAUAGGUAUAGCGGGAGCACCUAGAGGUCCAAGCGGAAUGAUGAGAAGGGAUAACAGAAGUUCGUUACCACCCAAGAAGGAAUUGCCUAGGAAAGAAAAGAGGAAAGAAGAGUUGAAGACUACAAUGACAGACUUUAGAAUCAUAGGUAUCGAGUUCAAAGGAUUGGAUUGGAGUUGGGGCAAGAUAGGAGCAGAUGAUGAAGAGGUGAAAGAUGAAACCGAAGCAGACGAGGAGAAAGUCUUGGAGGAAGUUAAAGAAGAUGAUCAAACCGUGACCAAAGAAGAAGUUGUCGUCGAAGACAAAAUCAAGGAUGAGUCUGUCGACACAGCUACUCUAUCGGCAGAAGAGAUCGUCGUGUCGGAGAAUCCCCUGGAAGUGAAAGCUGAACUAGACCCAGUCCUUGAGACCAAUGGUGAUGCCGUCGUUCUGGUGACAGGCUUAGAAGGGGUAGAAGAGAAGAGGGGUGAAAAGAGAAAAGCUAAAUCUCCUGAUUCUGAAGAAGAGACAUCAUCCAAGAAACGAAAUUCUUCAUAUCUUCUUACCCACAACAAACGUAAUCAACCGUCUACUGAGAGCUCUACUACGUACGAAUCGAAUCAAAAUCGAUUCAGGAUAUAUUUCGAUUCUCCUCCUGAACUGGACCGGAUACCCAAAGCUGCCAGGAGGAAGAGAGGAAGGGAAUCAAGUAGCGUUGCUCCUAGUAGAGCUGGUGAUGCUGAAGUGGAAGUGGAAGUGGAAGCGGAAGCAGAAGCAGAAGCAGAAGCGGAAGCGGAAGUGGUGGAAGUUGAAGGAGAACAAGCCAAGACUGAAUCUGGAGUUAUUAAUGAGACGGACAUUCCAGCUGAGCUCGCCGAGGUCCCUGACAUCACCGUUGAGAAUGGUCUCUCUUCUCAGGAAGGUCAAUCCGCCCCGAACGAGGUCGAACCCUCCAUAAAUGGAGAGAUACCUACCCAAGAACCAGUUCUUGAGGUCCUAGCAGCUGAGACAACCGACAACAAUCUUCCAGAUGAGCUUGUGGUCGUCGAACCUGCUACAGAGGUCACCAUCGAGACUACUGAGAUUGAAAUUCCUGAAACCACCACUUCUGAGCUUGUAGAAGAGGUUGGAGACGUUUCUAUGUUUACUGAUGCAGGUGCAAUUGCUGCUGCGGAGUCCGAACCUGCCGAGAUCUCGGCAGUAGAGAUGGUUACUGCUGUCGACUCGGUCAACGUCGAAGAAAGUGAACAGUUGCCUGAAAACGUGAUCACCACGAUCGAAACCGUAGAGACCGAAGCUGGCCAACCCGAAGUACUCGGCAUCAACGUUGACGGCGAAACACCCGAUACACUUACCAGUACCAAGGAGGGAAUUGCCGAGGUGGUCGUUCCUUUGGGCGACUCUACAGAACCGAAAGCUACAACAGAAAACACCCGAAAUAGAAGACACAAUUCAGUCAGUUCAGUAGACUCCAAAGAUUAUCAAUCGACGCUAGCUGGUGACCUCCCUACUGCGUCAAGUGUAACGACAAAAAUCGCGCCAUCUACCAACCGAUUAUCGAUAUUGUACGAGAAGAGCUCGAGAAGAAUAUGUCUCGAUGCAGACGUAGUUGAGAAAGUCAGGAUAUGGAGGCAGGAAGGUAGAAUCGAAGUCGAAUUGAAGGUGCUAAAAGGUGAAAAAGGAGAAGGGGAAGGAUUGGAGAUACCGAGAGGAAUUUUGGUUGAAAGCUACGAUCCAACUGAUCAGAGAUUCAUAACCCUUACACAAUCAACUCUAUCUUCCUUCUUCCCUGAAAAUGACUCCCCUACCGCAGAGGGACGAUCAAUUCCCCCUUUGCACGCCUUUUACAACUCGUCGUCAAAUGCUGAAACACCCAGCUUAACGUUGACUGUUCACCUGAACAAGAAGAAUCCAUUAUCAGAACCCAAAUGGUGUAGAAACAAUUCCGCUGAUAAUUGGUUAUACGAACAAUUCGGUAAGAAGUUCGAUAGUCAAAACGGUUGGAAAGGCAAACUGGAAGUAAUGGAUCCUGAUCCGGCCCCAACGUUGAAAUCGAUAUUGGAGUCGUGGUCCAGUUCAUCUCCAUUGGGUACAUCAAUAUCCAGACAAAACUUCAUCAGGUCAUUAUUAUCAUCACCAUUUGAUACAUUGGAAAUCUUGUUGAGAUUAACCAGAGGCGAUCGAAACCCUAUAUAUUCGAGUAAUCCAUCUUCUUUCUCUUCUUUAGCAUCUUCAGUAAAACCUGAUUCACCAUAUACGAAUCAUCAAACACACGUAUCAUUAGCUGUUUUAGCAAUGUAUAGGUUAACGACUAAUCUAGCUGAAAAGAUCGGUGAAGGUGAAAAAGAGAAAUUGGAUGAAAACAUAGGCGACAUCAUAAGAAGCCUACCUAGUAACUUGAUUGGAAGAAGUUUGGAUGGUUUAUGGAAAGAAUGGAACGCAGCCAACGGCGCUGCCGCUGCUAAAGAAGCUAAAGAAGGGAAGUGA
Kwoniella shivajii is the source of this 3684-nucleotide messenger RNA. RefSeq lists its product as uncharacterized. Bases 1 to 3684 code for a protein of 1227 amino acids. The transcript is spliced from 5 exons. Lineage: Eukaryota; Fungi; Basidiomycota; Tremellomycetes; Tremellales; Cryptococcaceae. The record is from RefSeq and is a predicted model, not a curated record.